GCUUUCUUGUCCCUUGUCACUACCCGUCCGUACCUACGAACUGAUGUACUACUAAGAAAUGGCAGAAGCUCCUACACGGCCCUGCCGGUUUUUUUGUCACCGGUGCUCAGCAGAGAUUACUCCACGUUUACCGGACUACACCUGUCCACGCUGUGAGUCUGGCUUCAUUGAAGAACUGCCAGAGGAAAGAAGUACUGAAAAUGCAUCUGCAUCCAUAUCCUCCUCCAGUGAUCAGAACCACCCAGCCUUUGAGAACAUGGAUCAACAGCACUUAUUCACAUUUCCUUCUGGGUAUGGCUCAUUUGCCCUUGGAAUUUUCGAUGAAAAUUUGGACAUUCGAACGCGACUGCCGACAGAGGACAACCGAGAGACAGAAAACAGGAGAGAGCGGGAAAUGGCAUCACGUCAACGAUACAGUGCACGGCAACCACGGGGUCGACAUGUUCCUCGACGACAGGGUACACGCCAUGAAGGAGUACCCACAUUAGAGGGAAUUAUCCAGCAGCUAGUAAAUGGAAUCAUAGCACCUACAGCCAUGCCAAAUAUUGGGAUGGGACCAUGGGGUAUGCUACAUUCCAAUCCAAUGGACUACGCCUGGGGUGCCAAUGGACUUGAUGCUAUCAUUACACAGUUAUUGAACCAGUUUGAGAACACGGGUCCUCCUCCUGCAGACAGAGAGAAGAUAAAGAGUUUACCCACAAUCUCCAUCACAGAGGAACAUGUGGGUGCUGGUUUAGAGUGUCCUGUGUGCAAAGACGACUACCGUGUUGAGGAGCGUGUUAGACAACUGCCAUGCAAUCAUUUGUUUCACAAUGACUGUAUAGUACCAUGGCUGGAACAGCAUGAUACAUGUCCUGUGUGCAGGAAGAGUCUUAGCGGACAUAACACAGCCACAGACCCACCGGGGUUAUCAGGAAUGAACUUCUCCCCCUCCUCCUCCUCCUCCUCUUCUUCCUCGCCCAGCUCACCUAGCAAUGAGAAUGCUGCCAGCAACUCAUAGAUUUUCCCCCGUCACCACUACUUCUCAUCUGAAAACCUCACACGCAGCUGAGACCUAAAGCCUCUUCUCUCCCACAGAGACCAGGACAGUUGUCUGUCUCAGUCCUAGGCAAUGCUAUGAAUCAAGGUGAACUCUGGAUCUGUUGCAGAGUAUUAGUCAUCAUUCCUCCCCCCUGUGUUAAACGGACACUCGGUCCAGCUUCUGCUGCUACUGGGAGGUGGGACUAGGCACUGGUGAAGGAGGAUCCACAAAGGCAGUGAAUAAUAAUAAUAAAAGUGCGGUGGUGACCUGAACUGGUGGAGAGUUUGAGCCUUUUUGAUGGAGACGUCUUUGCCACAAAGCUGGGACACAUUUUAUAUUUAAAAGACAAAAUGCUCUUUUUAAAAAACACACACUGACACACACAUUGCCUGUAGUGGUGCAAUCAUAGAUGUGUAGAUAGAGAACUUGUGUUAACUGUCAGCCACUGUACAGCCAAUGGAUCAACCUUGUGGAAUGGAAACUGAGUGUAUGCAUCAGAUUUUUUUUUUAUUUGCACCAAAUUCUGUCUGAUAUUGAGACUGUGAAUUUGGCCAAACUACUGAACAAAAAUAUUAGUGUCUUUUAGGGUGUAUUUUUGUUUGCUUUGGGUUCUUUUGUUAUAAUUCAACCCAGUGUAUUUUGUGUAUCUUGGCAAGGUGAAGAUACUCACAGCUCAAGAGUGGACACAUUUUUAUUUCUCAAGUGAAAAUUUCACAAAUGUACUUAUUUAUUGAACUCUUGCCCAAGACUGAGCAAUGUAAAAAAGACAUGGAAACAGACAUGGGAUCAUCUCACCUCUAUGGACAAAUGUGUUUAACAAAACAAGUGUUUAUUACUUUAUUUACUGAUUUUUCGUACAGUCACAAUAAAGUGCUAAAACAACAGAUUU
Monopterus albus (swamp eel) is the source of this 1910-nucleotide messenger RNA. It is a transcript of the gene rnf126, whose product is annotated as ring finger protein 126. The coding region runs from base 59 to 1000 and encodes 313 amino acids. Gene Ontology annotation, biological process: protein ubiquitination. The record is from RefSeq and is a predicted model, not a curated record. Gene Ontology annotation, cellular component: cytoplasm. The transcript is spliced from 9 exons. Gene Ontology annotation, molecular function: ubiquitin protein ligase activity. NCBI's taxonomy places the organism in Eukaryota, Metazoa, Chordata, Actinopteri, Synbranchiformes, Synbranchidae.